AUGGCAUCAGUGGGAAGAGAAGAUCUUUUCUACAUUUGUUCAGUAGAUCUUCAGUUGAAAUCCUGUAACUGGACCUUGAACAAUGACACGUGGCACAGCAAUCAGAGCCAGGACAUAGUGAUGCAGAAACUGCUCUUCAGCAUUCUAGGCCCCAAGAUGUCACCCUUCUUCCUGCCGGUGUCACUGACCUACCUGGUGAUAUUUCUAACCGGGGUGGCAGGAAAUCUCCUCACCUGCACUGUGAUAGCAAAACACAGAAAAAUGAGAACCCCGACAAACCUCUACUUGUUCAGUCUGGCCAUUUCGGACCUCCUGGUCUUGGUUUUUGGAAUGCCACUAGAGACAUACGAGAUGUGGCAGAACUACCCCUUCCCCUUUGGAGAGGGCGGCUGUCACUUUAAAACCUUUCUAUUUGAGAUGGUUUGCUUUGCUUCCAUUCUAAAUGUGACGGCGUUGAGUGUGGAGAGAUACUUAGCGGUAGUUCAUCCCCUUCAGACCAAACAUGUUAUGACCAACGCACAUGCCAGGCGGGUCAUCAGUGUGGUGUGGUGCAUGUCUCUGCUGUGUUCCAUUCCCAACACCUCACUGCAUGGCAUAUACUACAUCUACCUGCCGUCCCUGGAGAGGGUGGAGGAGUCUGCAACCUGCACCAUGCUAAAGCCCAAGUGGGUCUACAACCUGGUCAUCCAGCUGACCACCAUAUUCUUUUACUUUGUCCCUGUCUCUAUUAUCACUGUCUUAUAUCUGUUGAUCGGCUGCCGACUCACCCGGGAGAGGAAAUUCCGAAUCAGAAGACUGGGAAGAAUGUGCAAGAAAGACGCAACCUGCAGGAUAGUGCUGGAGAAUGGGAAAAGGAGGCAGAUCACCAAGAUGCUCUUACAAAAAGCUGUCAAAUACAAUGGACGGUUAGCAAAAAAGGAGGACAAUAAGAUACAUCUGGGACAGAAAAUCAAGAUAUAA
Molecule: messenger RNA, 960 nt
Organism: Bufo gargarizans (Asiatic toad)
Lineage: Eukaryota; Metazoa; Chordata; Amphibia; Anura; Bufonidae
Product: neuromedin-U receptor 1-like
Exons: 2
Coding region: 1-960 (319 amino acids)
Biological process (GO): G protein-coupled receptor signaling pathway
Cellular component (GO): plasma membrane
Molecular function (GO): neuromedin U receptor activity
Source: RefSeq, a predicted model, not a curated record